CUCUGCUGUAGACAGUACCGGCACUAAUAGAAAGACACUGGGGCUGAUCUAGCCUUGCAUACGUCUGUGACAGACAACCAGAACCGAGAAGCAGCUCCUGAAAUCCUAGUCACAACACCUUACAAAAAUAAUAAGAUAAACACAGCAUUUUGAUGAUUUUGCAAAUACCGUGAAAAUGUAACAGCUCUUGCAAGGUAGUAGAAUGAAGUUUAGAACGCCUCUAAACUUUCUCACUUGCUCUUUUAUAGUUCAGUAAUAGUAUUGCUGUGUGGCGUGUGGUGUGCGCUAGUUCUGUACUGUGAGCUCUCUAUACCCCCUAGGCGCGGCGCGGGCGCAGUUAAUACCCACUGCGGUCUGGCAAUUCAGGAACAUGAUCAUCUGCGUAAUGCCCUCCAGCUGGCCCCUCCUUGACUACAACAACUACGGCUGCUACUGCGGGCUGGGGGGCUCCGGGACCCCUGUGGAUGAGCUGGACAGGUGCUGCCAGGUCCACGACAACUGUUACAGCGAGGCUCUGAAGCACAAGGACUGCUGGCCGAUAUUCGACAACCCGUACACCGAGAUCUACUCCUACACCUGCAGAGACGCCACUGUCACCUGCAGCCCCAAGAACAACCCCUGUGAAGCCUUCAUCUGUGAGUGCGACAGGCAGGCGGCCAUGUGCUUCUCCAGAGCCGAGUACAAUGAGCAGAACCAUGGGAUUCCCAGCAGGCUGUGCAAGGACUGAAUAGAGCCGGCCGACAGCCUUUAAUAAAGCAAGGAAUGAUUCCCUGAACCAGCUGUGCCUGACGUCUCUUAUUGAACCGAUCUCUGUCUCUCGCUCUCUCAUGAAAUAAACAGAAUGAUAUUUGUGAGUCGGGCUCGUCUCCUGUGUGUCACUGGCCCUGUGGCAGAAAACUCUGCAGCUAUUAUUGCU
This is a messenger RNA of Polyodon spathula (Mississippi paddlefish), 916 nucleotides long. Its product is annotated as phospholipase A2-like. The transcript has 3 exons. Gene Ontology annotation, biological process: lipid catabolic process; arachidonate secretion; phospholipid metabolic process. Gene Ontology annotation, molecular function: calcium ion binding; phospholipid binding. The record is from RefSeq and is a predicted model, not a curated record. The coding region runs from base 371 to 727 and encodes 118 amino acids. Lineage: Eukaryota; Metazoa; Chordata; Actinopteri; Acipenseriformes; Polyodontidae.